AUGCCAAGCGAACAAACGUUCUAUGACGGAUCCGUUCUUUUUGAGCCUCUGGCGGAUGUCACAGGAGUAUCCGUAGACAAGAUCAAUUUCGUUAUGUGCAUGUUUGCUUCGCUGCCCUUAUCUUAUGUUUAUUAUAAGUUUUUGGCUCCUGGCAAAGUAUCUCGUCAGACUCGGUCUCUGGUUCCUCUAAUCAUAGGAUUAUUUUUCUGCUAUUUCUGUUUUGGAAGAGCAAUUAAGCACCUGCUGGCGAACAUACUGGUUAGUUAUGGUUUGAUGUACGUCAUCCCUCCUAAAUACGUCCAUUUAGCUGUUUUUGUUUUCUCAGUUGGCUAUUUGCUUUUUAUUCACUUCUAUAGAUGGUUAUUAUUAACAUCAUACUAUCUCGAUGUUACUGGUCCUAUUAUGGUUGCAGUUCAAAAAAUCACGACUGUGGCUUUCUCUCUGCACGAUGGAAGAGGACGCAAGCCAGAAUCUCUUUCAGACUUACAGAAGAAGGAGGCUAUCAGAGAGAUUCCUAACAUUAUUGACUAUCUGUCUUACACUCUAAACUUCCAGACCGUUCUCACAGGCCCGUUAAAUUAUUACGCAGAUUAUAUUGCUUACUUAGAUGGAACCAAUCUCACACCUGGCAAAGAUGGAAAGAAACCAUCACCUACUGGAGUAGCCUUGCGCAAGAUCGUUGAGUCCUUAUUCUACUUAUAUAUAGUAGUCUUCUACGUUGGAAAAUACCCAACUGAAAUCAUUGCACAAGAAGAGUAUUUGAACCUACCAAUUCUUCAAUGGGCUUGGUGGUGGUUCUUCACUAUAUUCCUAUUCCGUGUCAAUUACUAUUUCGCCUGGACCUUUGCUGAUGGUGUCUGCAAUUUGGCUGGCUUCGGAUUCUCCGGUUAUAACAAAGAAGGAGAAGCUCAAUGGGACUUGUGCACGAAUGUUAAACCUUUAAAAGUUGAAAUGGCUCAAAGUUUCAAGGAAACUCUUGACGCAUGGAAUACACAAACAGGUGGAUGGCUUCGCCGUGUUGCCUAUGACAGAACUCCUAAAAGCAUCCGUACUGUUGCCACUUACGUUCUGUCGGCCAUUUGGCAUGGAAUAUCAGUGGGAUACUAUAUUACCUUCUUGUCUGGUGCUUUGAUGACUUUGGCCGGUGCCACGUUCCGAAGAUCCAUGCGUUUCCGUUUUGUGAACAACCCAACUCACAAGAGAGUUUAUGAUUUUGUGACAUUCUUGGCCACAAAGGUUGCUUUGGCCUACUCGACGUAUUCUUUCACCACCAUGCAUCUUAAUCCUGGAUGGUUCAUUUACUCAAGGGUCUUUUUCUGCGUACACAUUCUUGCUUUUGCAAUUCAAGUAGCACUUCCAUCCGUUUUUCCUCCAGAAAAGAAGAAGAAGCCUGAAGAUGGAACUUCUAGCUACGCUAAGAAAUCUGAAUAG
Messenger RNA from Auanema sp. JU1783, 1431 nucleotides. The record is from the annotation of a GenBank genome assembly. Lineage: Eukaryota; Metazoa; Nematoda; Chromadorea; Rhabditida; Rhabditidae.